This is a messenger RNA of Trematosphaeria pertusa, 1440 nucleotides long. RefSeq lists its product as uncharacterized. The record is from RefSeq and is a predicted model, not a curated record. The coding region runs from base 106 to 1167 and encodes 353 amino acids. NCBI's taxonomy places the organism in Eukaryota, Fungi, Ascomycota, Dothideomycetes, Pleosporales, Trematosphaeriaceae. The transcript is spliced from 3 exons.
CAUCCCUCAGUUCUGGGCCUCCCUGCUUCUUCCGGGCCCCUCGUAGGACACCCAUGGAUAUUUUCACAAUGCCCCCCGCCAAUCCCACGACCGAUUCCAAAUCACAUGACAUACAGCAAUGUACACCCACAGGCACUCACGAACAACGCUGCCCCCUCGGCGUCGGCCGGUUUAAAUCCACCAUCGCAGACCAAGUCAGGAGGCUAUACCUUUGAGAAAUUCGUUGCUAAGGCUAAGUCGAUAUACCUUGUUAAGAUCGAUCCCUACAACAAGUACGAAUCGCCAGAAGAGUACACGAGGUGUCCAGAAAGAACGUGGGGUAUUUACGAGUACGACGCGUCAAACAAACUGAAUGCAACGAUUCUACAAUGGCUUUACCACAUCCAAAAGUUCGAGAAGGAGGAAGCGGUGGAGUUGCUAGGUGUAAGCGAGAAUAGUGAUUGGAUAGAGUGGGUCGGGGUGGCUAUAUUCCGAGGCCAAACGAUUCCGUUUCUUUCUGAAUCCGGCUGCACUCCAAAUGUGUACGAUCGUGUCAUGUCGUCUGCCAUGGAAAAGGGUAUGAAGGGGAAAGCUCAAGAAGAAGAAGAGGUAGAGGCUCGCGAGAACACGAAACUGAUAACGGAUGGAAACGAACUCAAGGAAGGGCGCCCGAAAGCUCCAAAGGUCAAGCACGUAGACGGAUUCAUCCCUUUCGAGCCCGAUAAACGAAACCGUUUCAGAGAACUUCUCGGAACAUUCGAUCAAGACACCUGGAAGAGCAAGAAAUGGUUCCUGGUGAGAUAUGCCCCAUCCUACGCCUUUACAGGGCAAUUUGAUGCAAGAGGACCCAUACAUGAGCUCAAGGAGACAGGUGGGGGUGAGGGCGUGAUCCUUAAGGAUGACAAUCCAGGCGGGAAAGAAAUGCGGGACUAUUUUGCGAACUUUCCUGGAAAGAUACAUGUCAUCGAAAUCACAGAAGAGUACUAUGAUGGAAAGCUCUAUCCCAAACUCUUCGGCCCCGGCAAGGAAGAUUUCAAUGGAGUCAGAGGCUGUACAGAAGAUGUGAGGAAUGAAUACGAGAAGCGAUUUCGAAGUCGAGAGGCUACGAAAGCAUGGGUCAAUGGAGGGACAUCAGAACUCCAAAAAGCUUCUGAUUCUAGCGAUGAUGAAACCGGUGAGCAGGAGUGAAGGGAAAUGUACCCAUUGGUGCGGGCCCUGGAUAUCUUGUAAUUUUGCAGUUUGCCACUUUGGUAACUCCCUUGUGGUCUUCCUUGGCAUCUCUCUUCUCCAUAGGCGGCCUUUUGGCGGACUUUCUUUCAUCAUUUUCUGUAAUUUAAUGUUUCCUUCCAUACUCAUGAUUUCGAGGUUUGUCUUGUGUUGUAUGCUUUACUUCGUGUGUAUACGGAGGGCUGUGCUGUUCGGCACCUGCUUCCAUAGAUAGUUUUCACUUUAAAAAAGUGC